UGGUUACUUAGUAUAGUCUUGAACAUUAAGCAUAUAUUGGACAUUGAAAGUACUGACAUCUGGCGGCGCAAAGUUUCUCGUGAGGAUGUCGCUGUCGAAGUAUAUCUCCCCUCCCUUGACUUCUCUCCCAUUGUGCUUACCCCGUUAUUAUGGCGGUGUGAUUCUAGUGGGUGUGAGCGCAUUCGGGUUAAACAUUUACUUCGCCCGCCGAGUUGUGCAAGCUCGCAAAGAACACAAUGUUGAGUUGCCUAUUAUGUACCACCCUACAAACAAAUUAUUCAACUGCAUCCAAAGGGGUCAUCAAAAUUAUCUAGAAGUUCUCCCCUUUUUCCUCAUGGCGUUGUUUGCGGGUGGUUUGCGAUAUCCGCGAACUUAUACUGCAUGUGGUGUAGUAUUUCUUCUUGGUCGCCUACUAUAUUUCCAGGGAUACGCAACCGGAGGUAAGCGAUUCUCCGCUUGAGAGUUUGUGCGCCUUAAAUCUUGUAUAUCGAUCAGUAACCCAGUCUCCCUAUUUUGGGGGAACGGCACAGAAACUGCCAAUUAUCACUGAAAUCUGGGUAGAACCCCAGAUUCGGGAUAUGGCGAAAUUGUCGGAUUACUGUUUAGUGUGAUGUAAGACGGUAUAUACAUAUUUUAUGUCUGUUCUAGGUCCCGCGGGUUUAUCGGAUUAAUUUCAAUUCUUAUGACGAACUCGAGCGACUUGUUGCGUAACACUGAAACUUCUUGAACUCCAUUUAACCACUUAAAAACAAUAUGCAUAAAUGUAUGGCUUUUAAUCCUAAUAUAGUAUUUAAACUCUAGUAUUAGGAUUAGGUUGCACAGUUUACGGUUGGGGUCGAAAUUAUGACCUCGAAUUCACGGUCAUGAUUAUUCGAACACAAAUACUGGUACAAGGGGCACCAAAUUUAUAUGCGCCACACGGGCCUUACGCUUAGCAUGUGUCCCAUAAUCCGGAACUUUCACUCUAGCCCUGAAUCGUAAACUCCAUUGUGAACCUGAACCCUAGUCGUAAAUGUUUGUAUCCAAAGUCCUCUGCUUUCCAAACUACUUAAUAUUCUUUCAUGAGUGGGAUUAUCCACAAAACAACCGGUAGACAUCAUUUCGGUUAAUUUAUUCACCAUAAACUUGCUCGUUCUGAAUAGGGAUUUGAUCUAAACACAAGCUUCUAGUUGUUGCAACGCAUGACCAGUUGAAGUUAAUCAAGGCUGAUAAGAAUCAAAGGUAGGGUUUGAGUUUUAACUCUCAAAACAAGUCUCCUUGGUAACAAAAAUAUUGUAGUGAGGAUCAGAACGGUUAUUUUAGUCAAUCAUAAUAUAAACGAUGAGCAGCUUGGUUAAUAGUAUUCUCCUGUGUACUUCUUUCAUGUUACACAAGUUGGUGGUAUGAUAUGCUUAUUAUUCGUCAACUUAUUGAAAGGUAUAUAUGUACUUAUUUCUUUUUUACUUUGGAAGACCCAGCAAAGCGUCAUAAAGGUGCUAUCUCCAUGGCCGGUGGAUUCCCAAUGAUUAUGGGGUUGCUAGUUUUCGGUGUUCAACACUUGGUAGCCAGUAUCAGGUAAUAUAUGUAAUGGCCAAUUAAUAUUACAUUUAACUAAAGCUGUUAUAUGUUUUGUGUCAAAUAUUAUUGCCUCAAUCCUACAUCUAUUUCAUUUUUUUUAGAUGUACGGGUUGUGCAUUGCGUAGUUGAGGGGAGUUGGAUCAUAUGUAACAGCAUUCAUAAAUAUUUAGUAGACAACUAUUUUUACCAUUGUCAUGCAUGCAUUUAGAAUAAAACUAUUUCACAAAAUGUUCUUUUUGCUUAAUUUACACCAGCGUUGAUUUCGAAGUUGAAGUGUAUGACUUAUUCAAGUUUUUCUCAAGGGUUACCAAAAGUCCAAAUGUGAUUCCCUUUCAUUACACAAACCGUACACCAGAGCAGUGCAAACAAAUAAUGCAAAUUAUAAGGAUUUAAACCUGCAAAACGUGCUUCUAUUGCCAUAUGCAAAUUGGUUAGGGGAAUACACGAAUUCGGUCAUGCUGCCUGAAGAAGCACAUUUGAGGAUCAUGGAUACCAGUCAAGUGUGUUUUUUGGUCAAAAGCGCCACACAACCUAGUCCAUAAUCGUACUUUAAUUCCAUGGUUUACAAAAUUUAACUGAUGGCAACGACCGGAGUUCUGCAUCAGCUGCAGCCUGAUGUUUACGUCCAAAUUCUAAUGUUUCAUCGUCAAUAGCAGGCUAGAGACUAGUUACUUCCUGGUUUUUCUGUACAAGGUGGAUCACUCAACUUCGAUAACUUACAUACGGAUUAGAUCAUCUUUUAUGAAGACUUAAUAUCUGUAAAUUUCAGCACUGAAGUGCUGUCCUAGUUUUGUUACCCCAUACUCUCAAUGAAAGGUGCUUUUCCUGGUCUCUGCUUUGUUUGGCUUGGGGAUGCUUGAUAUCAAACUACAGAUCCAGUACGGGACAGUUUUAAAGUGGUGUAGCGUAUCUGUUAAGUAACGAUAGAUCGUUUACCAGGUGAACAUUUUGUUUACUUUGGAAAUACGCAUAGUAAUUUCUCAAAAUCGACCGGAUUGACCCAAAUGGAUUCAUUGUUUAUCUUCACUGAAAUCUCGUUUCAUAAUUUUUAUUAUCCCAUUUCAAUGUUUUGUUUUUGAAACCA
Messenger RNA from Schistosoma spindalis, 2641 nucleotides. NCBI's taxonomy places the organism in Eukaryota, Metazoa, Platyhelminthes, Trematoda, Strigeidida, Schistosomatidae. The record is from the annotation of a GenBank genome assembly.